AUGCCGCUGUCCGUCUCCUUCACCUUUGAAACCAACACGGUCCGGCAUGGCUCGCCCUCUGUCCGGUUCCUCCCCUCGGGAGUGCUGGAGAUCUGGCGCGAGCGGGCGUUCUAUCCCAAGCUGGAGGUGUGGCAUACCACCGCCGACAACGCUGUCGAGUGUGUUGGCUCCAACUACCUGCUGUGGUCGGUGGUCUAUGACUCGGGCGAGCCGUUCAAGCGGUGCAAGCGCUGUCCUGAUACACACACUCUGGGAUGGAAGCGCAAGCAGCCGCCCAUGCGUAUCAUCGAGUACGGCGAGGAGGUCGACGGCUUUAUCCCCAUGGGCUCAGACGCCCCGCCGGGUGUUGUCACGCACACAAACAACAAGUACUAUCACCCAGACACCCAUCGCGCCGCAAAGUCGGCUCAGGCAUCUGCUGAUCUCGCCCCGCAUGAGACAUAUCCUGUUGUUCGCUACAGAGACCUCAACGCAGACGGCUCGCGCCAGUUCAAGGCCUUCCUCUCCUGCAACUCACACUUUCAUGGCCACCACCUGUUCCAUAUUAAGGUCCAGUUUGUCGAGCUCAAUGCACGCGGCGACAUCAUCCGCGUCGAGGUCGCCUACUCGCCCCGAAUCAAGGUCGUCUCCAAGUUCCUCAACAAGAAAGGCACAAAGGCCAUCCCCGUCGCAGACGUCCGCCGCUUCCUCUCCAUGCAGUCGCUUCGCAAGCGCCGCAAGCUCGCAAAUCUCUCUGCCAUCGCAGGCACCGGCGAGCUCGAGCUACCGGCCUUUCCCACUGCUGACCCGGACUCACGCCGCCGCAAGAUCCCCGCCGACAUGACCGAGCUCGCUGCCCAGCAAGACGCCAUGCUUGCCGCUACUCAAGCCACCGGCUCCUCGCCGUUUCCGCCAGAGUGGAGCCAACCAGGCUCUGGCAUGACAGACAUGGACAUUGGCGCCGCCUCAGCAUCAGCCUCAUCAGCAUCGUCGUCGGCCACAUCAGCUCUUCCGCCUUCCGGCCUCCCGCGCCAGCCGUCGGUCCAAGAGCAGGCGCUCGCCGCCCAUGCGGCGUACACUGGCCAGCUGCCAGCUGCAACCGGCUCCCAACUGCCGACGGCCGUCCAACCGGGCUCGGACGGCCAACUGCCAUCAGCCACAUCGGUCCUCGCCUCGUCGCGGACCCUCAAUCCGGCCGCCCUCUCCUCGCUCGCCCUCCCGCUCGGCCUCACCUCUAUGGACGUUGCCUCGCCCAUUAACUACGCCAAGGGCCUCUCGCCGGCCUCCACUGCCCUCUUUGCCGACCCGUUGCUCUCGAGUCUCGGCGAGCCGACCGAUCCCUCGGGCGGCCUUGACGCCGACCCACUCUUCUCCUCGCUCGGCCUCUCUUCCUUCGGCGAGGGUGAGGACCUCCUUGCCGAGGUCCUCGCCUCCCGCACCGCUUCCCGCACCGCUCCACCGCCGCCGUCUACCGGCCUGCAAGCUCUCUCGCCGCAAGACCUUGUCAACUCGUUCCAGAUGCUGUCCGUCCCGGAACGCAAGCAGGUCUUGCGCGCCAUCGCCUCGGAUGCCACCUCGUGGCAGCUGCUCAAGGCCUUUGUCCUCGACUUUACCGCCCAGAACGCAAACAUGGACUACAACUCGGAGUAGUAAAUGUGACCGAGCCGGCC
This is a messenger RNA of Thecamonas trahens ATCC 50062, 1649 nucleotides long. RefSeq lists its product as uncharacterized. The transcript has a single exon. Bases 1 to 1629 code for a protein of 542 amino acids. The record is from RefSeq and is a predicted model, not a curated record. Lineage: Eukaryota; Apusomonadida; Apusomonadidae.